GAAUUAACAUAGCGCUGACCUUUUGUGUUGGAUACCUGGAGAUUCCUUGGAUAUUUCAUUGGUCCUUACUAUUGGACUGUUUCAUUUUUGAUUAUCAUCUAGUUGUUUGAUCAUACCCUCAUCUUAGCGGACCAUAUCAGAGUUAAUCUUGGGUGAUAGGCGUAGGAAGAUGGAGGACGCCGGGGGCGGAGGCCCUACGGCAUCAAAACGGGAGCAUUCCCUGGAAAGGCAGAAAAGGCGUAAAAUUGCAGAUGUAGAGAAUAAGUUGGAAAAAGGAAAAGGUAAGGCGAUUAUUACAGAUAAUAGUGAGAACGAAGAUAUGUCUGACAACGAACCAGAGAGGAAUACUGGCAGUAAAGUGCAGGGAGAAACAGCUGCAAAUACCCCAAAAUACCGUUAUGAUAGCAACCACAAAGGCCCUUAUUUUGUUUAUGUGGAUUCUUACGAUGCUUCUGGUGUACGUAAAUAUCUAAAUGGUAUUGCUGUAUGCCGUCUUCUUAUGCGAUUGGAGAUUAAGGAUCUAGCUGAAGUUGUGAAAAUUGGUUAUGGUCGCUGUAAGGUGAUCUUUAAUAACUACAUGGCAGCUAAUAACUUUGUUGACGACGUUAGAAUUAUGGAGAAUGGUCUUUCCCCUAAGAUAUUCGCACAUUUCGUGUCGAAGGUGGGUAUUGUUUUUGAUAUCCCUACGGAUAUAUUGGAGGAGGAAUUUAAGGAUAGCAUUUCAUCUCCCAUUGAGGUUAUAAAUUGCGUUAGAAUGAUGAGACACACUAAAGAUAAAGAUGGUAAUGAUAUCAAAAUACCAUCCAGGAAUAUGAAGGUCAUAUUUAAGGGAAAUGAGAUUCCCAGUGAGAUUAAAAUGGGAUAUAUAAAGAUACCGGUACGUCAUUUUGUAUCAUUCUCCCAAUGCUACAAGUGUUAUCGAUUCAACCACUUUGCAACACACUGCAAACAGAACUUUGACUUAUGUCGCGACUGCUACAACAACCAUGUCAGGGGAAACCCAUGUGCCGAUUUGGUAUGUGUGAACUGUAAGGGUAACCAUACCCCAACGGAUAAAAACUGCCCAGCCCGUAUGAAGGCAUUUGCAAUCAAGAAGAUGAUGGUGAUCGAAAACCUUUCAUUGAAGGAGGCCCGCACCAGAUUCUCGAACGUUAAUACGAAUCGUUUUUCUCUUCUUGAUGAUUACAAUGAGGACUUUCCCCCGAUCAAGAAUAGUAAGAACAAGGUGCCGAUAGUAAAUGGUCAUCAGGAGGCGAUGAGGGAGAUUCAUAAAAUUCUGCCUUACGCCAAGGUGGCCAAGAACAAUGGUAACAGAUUGAGGGAAGAGGCUAAUGCAAGAGAGACCAUGAGAAAACAUAAGGAGAUAUUAGAAGAACACGCUGUGAACUUGAAUUAUGGCAAACCCGUCUUUCAUGGUGAUCUGACGGAUAAGGCCAUUGUUUCGGAAACCCAAUCGUGCAUGAACCCUCGUCUUCUCUCUCAGAAGAUGGAACAUGAUAAUUCAGUGGCAGUGGAUACUUUGGAAAAAGCCUCGAAAGAGGUAACAGAAGCACUUUUAAGCCUAUCAAGAGGAGAGGUGGAUAUGAACAUGGUUAUAAGUAUUGUGAAUUCCCUUAGGGAUAAUUUUAACAGAGGUAUUAACAAUAUUGAUGCGGACAGAGUUAACAGAAUGAGAUAUGACAACGUUGAUUAUUAAAUUUGAAUUAUAAGCAGACAA
This is a messenger RNA of Lucilia cuprina (Australian sheep blowfly), 1717 nucleotides long. RefSeq lists its product as uncharacterized. Lineage: Eukaryota; Metazoa; Arthropoda; Insecta; Diptera; Calliphoridae. The record is from RefSeq and is a predicted model, not a curated record. Bases 170 to 1696 code for a protein of 508 amino acids. The transcript has a single exon.